This is a messenger RNA of Aphanomyces invadans, 1144 nucleotides long. RefSeq names its product phosphoribosylaminoimidazolesuccinocarboxamide synthase. The record is from RefSeq and is a predicted model, not a curated record. Gene Ontology annotation, cellular component: cytoplasm. NCBI's taxonomy places the organism in Eukaryota, Oomycota, Saprolegniomycetes, Saprolegniales, Verrucalvaceae. The coding region runs from base 39 to 1037 and encodes 332 amino acids. The transcript is spliced from 2 exons. Gene Ontology annotation, biological process: 'de novo' IMP biosynthetic process. Gene Ontology annotation, molecular function: phosphoribosylaminoimidazolesuccinocarboxamide synthase activity.
ACUCGCUUCCAAUCGCCAAUUCCGCAUCACCAGGGUCCAUGAGUGCCAUCGUCCGUGAAGCCGAAGCGCGCACGCAAAGAUACUUGACUCAAAUCGCUGCGACUCCUGCCUUGAGCGCUACUGGGCUCAACCUCCCUGGCCUUGUCACCAAGCAUGUCGGCAAGGUGCGCGACGUGUACGUGCUGCCCGAACGUAACCAAGUUGUGUUGGUAUCGACGGACCGCCAGAGCGCGUUUGAUCGCCAGCUCACGUCCGUGCCUGCCAAAGGCCAAGUUCUUACACUCACGAGCUCGUGGUGGUUCGAUGCGACGCGCCACAUCGUGCCCAACCACAUGAUCGCCAACCCGCACCCUGCCGCCGUCAUUUGCAAGCAAGCCACGGUGUUCCCCGUGGAAUUUGUUGUGCGCGGGUACAUCACCGGGUCGACAUCGACGUCGAUGUGGACCAACUAUGCCAAAGGAAGCCGUGACUUUUGCGGCCACAAGCUCCAAGACGGCUAUAAGCAGCACCAGAAGCUGCCUGAGAACCUCGUCACACCCACGACCAAGGACGACGUGCACGACGAGCUCAUUUCUGGCGCCGAAGUCGUGUCCAGUGGCCGCAUGACGCAAGCGCAAUGGGAUUAUUGCCACAACAAGGCGCUUGAACUGUUUGCAUUUGGCCAAAAAGUCGCCGCGACUCGCGGUUUGAUUUUGGUCGAUACCAAGUACGAAUUUGGUGUGGACAACGUGACGGGAGAAAUCCUGUUGAUCGAUGAAAUCCACACGCCCGACUCGAGCCGAUACUGGCUUGCAGCUUCGUACGACGAGCGCAUGGCGGCCGGCCUCAGCCCCGAAAACAUCGACAAGGAAUUCCUCCGCCUCUGGUUUCGCGACCACUGCGACCCGUACAACGACGCAGUCCUCCCCGAAGCUCCCAAGGACUUGGUCCACGAACUCUCGCGCCGGUACAUUUUGCUGUACGAACUCAUCACGGGCAACGAGUUUGUGUUUCAAUCCCCGUCGCUGCAAGACACUGUCGGCCCCUUCUUUGCGUAAACUGAACUAGAAUCUUGACUUGAACGCUCCAUAGCGAUGCAUGCACCGUACGGCUUUUUUCCACCGCGCGGUGCAUGUGUGAUCGGCGAGCCGCGCCUCGUCACCAG